AUGAAGAUACACUUUCUCCUCUUGGUAGUAGUACUUCUGGUGAUCCUUGUCGAGUUCAGCGUCCAAAGGUCUGGGAACGUUUGUUCUCGGACAAUCUGCAGCUACAAACACGUGAGACGAUGUGCAUAUCGGACGUGGAGGAGCUGCUGCUACUACAAGUGGUACUGGGUGCCGGAUUAUCGGACUGUAUAUUUCUGCUGUCCUGGCUGGACAACCUCAACCGACCAGAACUGUAACCGACCAAUCUGCAGCCCUACCUGUAAGAACGGGUGUACCUGUGUGCUACCCAACACCUGUCAGUGUAGUGAUGGCGCUAUAGGACCAACGUGUAACACGUUGGUAUGUAACUACCAGAGGCCCUGUUUCCCCGGUAGCUGUACACCAGGUUCCAGUGUCAACUGUGACUGUUCUUCAGGCUUCACGUCUCCGUCAACUCGUCCGAGUGACUAUAGACAAUUGGAAUCACCCCAGAAGCCAGAGAUUUACGAGAUCGGCGCCAGACUGUCGUUCUGGCAGCGGGGCACCGGGAUGCUAACCAUGGAGACGUAUUCCCUGUACGUGGACUCCACCAUGUCCAAUGUUUCUGACUCCGUGUGGACAAACAGGGAGAGAUUCAACUGGGUGAACGUCACUGCGUCUGCCCAUUACAUGACGGAUAAUCACACUCAGCCCUUUUUCAUCAAGAGCUAUGGCAUCGGUAUUGCUAAAGCCGAAGUUGACAUUCAUCACGAGAAACUACCUUUGACUGGGUCAACUCCGAUUGUCAGUAUUGACACAACUCUGCCCUGCACACCGACUGUGUCUUCCCACAACCCCACCUCCGACACCUACUACUGUGACAUUAUCAAACCAGACUACAACAGAUCUCUGGAAAACGGAGAUACACUUAUUCUAACAUUCAAGGCCUGGAGCGGGGGUUACCGGGCACUCCAGGAAGAAACUUUUUCUGGCCUGAUAGACAGAGGAAACCAGAACUACACGGGACAUAUGGUAGAUCAGUCUAUGCAGUUCCGUUUUGACUUCAAGGAACCAACCCAUAGCUGCCUGGGUCAAGGGUCACCCUGUUUAGGUGAACCAUUUUCAAUGACGCAAGAUGUGACAAAGAAUCCAAUCAAUCUCCGCUGGUCCAACUGGAAUGAUUUUCUUUCUGGCAUGUACCGCUAUGCCUGGGAGGUAUUUAAACUACAGGUGGAUGGGAACCAGGUUCUGAAGGAGUAUGAACCCUUGAAUCCCAUAUAUGGACCUGUUGAAGUCAAUCAGUCGUCAUCUCCCUCCAACUCCUUCCAAGCCAUCUACACACCAACUGCUCCUGGAGUGUACUCCUUCAUCCUGGAGGCCUCGGACAAGGCCAAUAACUCUGUCUUUGUCAGGAGAAUCGCCAUAUACGACCCCGUGUCCAGUGUUACUAUAGAUACAGGGGCACACAACCGUCUAUACAUAUCUUCGGCGGAUCCUAAUGGCGGGUACAACUGGCAAGAUGAUCCAUCUACAGAUAUCGAGAUCACGUGGACCAACCACUUUGUCAACCUGAUGCACGAGCAGGGCAAGUGGUUGAACCAAGUCCUCCAAUACCCGCCACAGCUCGAGGACUUCUUGAAGAACAUCCCCAGAGAGUCCAGACAGGACGACCACGAAGGAAACAGGACAGUAGACGCAAUACAAAACAAGAGAGGUGUUGUCAAGUUUGAGAUAGCUUAUGUGAAGGACAGCAACGCCGGUGUGAAUCAGGCGGAAUGGACUGAUGUUGGACUCAGUGAAAUAUAUACCAUACCUCCAGGUUCACACCUAGGUCCACUGACGAAGAGCGACACGGUGACAGUUUGGGUGAGAGCUACAGACGUCCUAGGCAACACCCGGAUAGAUUCAACCAGGGUACAUUUUGAUGAUACACCGCCUGAAGUCGAGCAGCCUGUGUUCAGGAGGAACGUCCAGACGAAUAACGUUUCAUUCAGUUCAACUGUUGAAGUAAACGUUCUGGACAUGCAGAGCGGUAUGAAACGUGUGGACCUCUUCAUCUGGAAAACUGACAGCAACCUGGCGAUUGUUAAUGAAACGUUGCCUCACGACCGUAGAUUCCUGUAAGGUUUUUUCAACGUG
Molecule: messenger RNA, 2097 nt
Organism: Haliotis rubra (blacklip abalone)
Lineage: Eukaryota; Metazoa; Mollusca; Gastropoda; Lepetellida; Haliotidae
Source: RefSeq, a predicted model, not a curated record